Messenger RNA from Eremothecium cymbalariae DBVPG#7215, 645 nucleotides. RefSeq names its product 5-formyltetrahydrofolate cyclo-ligase (gene FAU1). Lineage: Eukaryota; Fungi; Ascomycota; Saccharomycetes; Saccharomycetales; Saccharomycetaceae. The coding region runs from base 1 to 645 and encodes 214 amino acids. Gene Ontology annotation, cellular component: mitochondrion. Gene Ontology annotation, molecular function: 5-formyltetrahydrofolate cyclo-ligase activity. The transcript has a single exon. The record is from RefSeq and is a predicted model, not a curated record. Gene Ontology annotation, biological process: folic acid-containing compound biosynthetic process; tetrahydrofolate interconversion.
AUGACCAAACAAGUCUUAAGAGCUCAAACAAAAGUUGUGCUUAGGGCAAUUCCUCAAAAUGAACUUCAAUUACAAUCGAGACAACUGUUACAGGCUCUUGAGCCUAUAAUUAUGAAAUACAACGUAUUUGGAUGCUAUGUUAAUAUGGAUGUUGCAGAAGCGCAGACAGGUUUUAUCUUGAGAAGAAUAUUUGCAUUGAAAAAAUCUGUCUAUCUUCCACGAUGUACUUCAACAAAGAUUACAGGGCAAGUGCCAUUGGUGGGCAAUAAAGUAUCACAUCCGCAUCUUACCUUUCAUGAAGUACAUUCCAUGGAGCAAGUGGAGGAUCUGAAACCCUCGGGGAAGUAUGGAUUACGGGAGCCACCAGAUGAUGGAUUGCCACCCUUACCACCGGCUGAUAUUGAAGUUCUUUUAAUUCCUGGCGUUGCAUUUGAUCUUUCGAAUGGGGGUCGAAUAGGCCAUGGUGCUGGGUUUUAUGACGACUAUGUACAUAGGUGUUUGCACUACAAUCAUAAGGUACCCCUAUUGGUUGGUCUUGCGCUCAAGCAACAGAUUGUGAUUGGUUUGCCAAUGGAAACUCACGACGAGCCUAUGGACGCCAUUGCCUGUGGGGAUGGCUCUUUGCAUUGGAUUCGUAGGCUAUAA